Messenger RNA from Adineta ricciae, 1572 nucleotides. The record is from the annotation of a GenBank genome assembly. NCBI's taxonomy places the organism in Eukaryota, Metazoa, Rotifera, Eurotatoria, Adinetida, Adinetidae.
AUGGCCACAAACUGUUUUUGGGGUUUGUAUUACAUGGUGCUCAUUGCAUAUUGUUUCUAUUAUUUGGUGGCAUCAUUCCAAUUGAUUGUUCCAUGGUCGACAUGCCAUAAUUGGUGGAACACAGCGCUGUGCACUGAUCAGAAAACAUUAGCGAAUUUAACUCGAACUGAACUUGGCUUAAUGAAAAAUAUGACAAGUUCGCCGAGUGAAGAAUAUUUUUAUCGUCGAGUGUUACAAAUCAGUGGCGGAGUAGAACAUGCAGAUGGUCUUGUUGUUGGAUUAGUUGUUGCUCUGGCAAUCGCUUGGUUAAUCUGCUUUUUGGCGUUAUCAAAAGGUGUACAAUCGUUAGGCAAAGUUGCAUAUUUUACUGCUCUAUUUCCAUAUGUAAUGCUAACUGUUUUGAUCAUUCGUGGUGCAACAUUGAGUGGCGCUGUCGAAGGUAUUAAAUUUUACAUGGGAACAGUCAAUUUCAGUGUUCUGAAGAAUCCAUCGGUUUGGAAAGAUGCAUGUACACAAGUAUUUUAUGCAUUGAGUUGCUGCAGCGGUGGGUUGAUAGCUAUGGCAUCGUUCAAUGAUUUUAACAAUAAUAUCUAUCGUGAUACAAUAGCGAUUUGUUGUGUGACAUGGUUUACCAGUAUAUUUAGUGGAUUUGCAAUUUUUACUGUAUUAGGUCAUAUGGCGACGAAAAUGGGCGUAAGUGUGGCUGAUGUGGCGAAAGGAGGACCUGGUUUGGCAUUUGUUGUCUUUCCUGAAGGUUUAUCGAUGAUGCCAUUUGCACCUCUCUGGUGUGUGUUAUUCUUUCUGAUGAUGUGCACACUUGGGUUUGGUUCUGAGUUUUCCAUUAUGGAAACAGUCAUGGCGAGUAUAAUUGACGAAUUCAAAAUGUACUUAAAUACGCCGAAGAAAAUAGUCCUAUUUCGGUUUGGUUUAUCUGUCGUGUUCUUCUUAGUCGGUCUUUCAAUGGUGACUCGGGGUGGUCUCUAUGUUUUAAAUAUUGUUGAUCAGUACCUCGGUGGUUUCCCAUGGUUAAUCAUCGGUGUUGUCGAAUUAUUCUGUAUUGCGUGGGUUUAUGGUACAGUCAAGCUAAACUCUCUCGACUUUCACAUCUAUUUCAUUGCUUAUAUCACAUUAGGGAUGGAUAAUUUCUGUGAUGACAUUGCUAUCAUGUUAGGUGAAGAACGACGUCCGAGUAAAUUCUGGCAAAUAUGUUGGAAGUACAUCUCUCCAUUAAUUCUACUAUUUACCAUCAUCUUCUCUUCAUUAUUCUAUCAAGAUGUAACACUUGAUGAUUAUACAUAUCCCACAUGGGCACUUGCGCUUGGUUGGAUGGUCGUCAUCAUCUGUCUCGGUUGGCUUCCAUACAUGUUCUUCGUUGAAAUCUGUCGUCGUGGUACAUGGAAUAUCAUUAAAGAAGCUCGUUUUCCUCAUGAAAAGUGGGGACCAGCAAAAACCGAACAUCGUGAACUAUCUCGACGCUACACGAAACGUAUUCAGGCGAAAACUCUCAGUAUGCAAACAUUGACCACGAUUGCGGAUGUGGAUAAGUGCAAAGUAUCAACUACAACAUUUUAA